AUGGACGACGACGAGGACGUUGUAAUGGGAGAGCCCAGAAAACUGUCGCUCCCCUCGCACAAUAAUUAUCUUGCAGGUCUGACGACUCAGCAAACAGUGAAUUCUCAUGGGUCAGAUCCCAUUUUGACUCCAUCCUUGCUCCCUUCUAUUGUGAAAUCUCCGUCCUCUGGCGACAAUUCUGUUCAUGGAGGCAAGGGCCUACCGGAAGGCGUGGUCAAAUUGAGCGACUCAGAAAGUACUUCCGCUGAGCAUUACCUUCCUAGCAACGACAGUGUCAUAGAGCAAAACUCAGACUGGUCGGACGAAGAAGAGACUGAUUCAGGUCUCCCUCUCGGCUCCAUGGCAACCGGCCUCUGCUACGACGUGCGAAUGCGCUAUCAUUGUGAGGUCCGUCCUCUCUCGGACUUGCACCCCGAAGACCCUCGCCGAAUCUAUUUCAUCUACAAAGAGCUUUGCAAGGCAGGACUUGUUGAUGAUCCGGACUCGACUCGUCCCCUCGCUCCCCAGACCCUUCAGCGUAUCCCGAUCCGAAGUGCCACCCAGGAAGAAAUUAGACUCAUUCACUCGGAGCCUCACUGGGAGUUUAUUGAGAGCACUCAAAGAAUGUCCGACGACACGUUGGUGGAGUUGGAGCACAGCCGUGACUCCAUCUACUUUAACCGACUCACAUUCGACGCGUCUUUGCUGUCGACCGGCGGUGCCAUUGAAACCUGUCUGGCCGUAGCUGAGCGCAAGGUCAAGAAUGCCAUCGCCGUGAUUCGGCCACCAGGCCACCACGCGGAGGACGAUGCUGCCAUGGGAUUUUGCAUCUUCAACAACGUUUCAGUCGCAGCCCGUGUUUGCCAAAACAAGCUUGGAGAUUCCUGCCGCAAAAUCAUGAUCCUCGACUGGAAUGGAAUCCAGAAGGCAUUUUAUGAAGACCCGAACAUACUCUACAUCUCGAUUCAUGUCCACGCCGGGGGUAAAUUCUACCCUGGCGGAGAUGCUGGGAACUGGGAUCAUUGUGGCGCGGGGCCAGGUGUUGGCAGGAACGUCAAUAUUCCGUGGCCAGACCACGGCAUGGGUGAUGGCGACUACAUGUUUGCCUUCCAGACGGUCGUUAUGCCAAUUGCCCAAGAGUUUAAUCCCGACUUGGUUAUCAUUGCGGCCGGAUUCGAUGCCGCCGCGGGUGAUUUGCUCGGGGGCUGCUUCGUCACACCAGCAUGCUAUGCCCAAAUGACUCAUAUGCUCAUGGUUCUCGCCAACGGAAAGCUUGCAGUCUGCUUAGAGGGAGGAUAUAACUUCCGCUCCAUCUCCAAAUCCGCCCUGGCAGUUACCAAAACUCUCAUGGGGGAACCUCCGGACCGUCUCCUUGCCUGCUCCCCUUCUGAAGCGGCUGUCGACACAGUCCGCCGAGUGAAGAGCAUCCAGGCUCACCACUGGCAUUGCAUGUUUCCAAAGCCUUCCCAGCAUCCUGCCUAUGCAACCCAACUCCAUGAUAUGAUACGUGACAUCCAGGCCAAGCAGCUAUACGAUAAGUUUAAGCUCACUCCGCUCCACAUCUAUCGCACUGGCCUCUCCAAGUCCUUCACGAAUAUGGUCCUGGCUAGCCCCAACUUCCACGAAGAUGUGCCAACAAUCAUAAUUUUCCAUGAUCCCCCCGAAAUUAUUGGGAUGCCUCAUCCGGUGACUAGCAAAAUUGAAGCUCACAACUGCUGGCUAGCCGAUGCAUUGAAAGACUACAUCCAGUGGGUUCUUGACCAAGGGUAUGCGCUACUCGACGUAAACGUUCCAAAGCACAUCACCAAAGACACGGAGUCGGCACGUCCCCAGUAUAUCGAGGAAGAUGAAGACCGCCCUCAUGCCACCGAGGAACUCGCAGCAUACCUGUGGGAUAACUACAUUGCACCACGCAACGGAAAAGAGAUUAUCUUCAUCGGUAUUGGCAGCGCUUUCCAUGGCGUGACCCAAUUGCUUAUGCAGAGAGAAAAUCUGUAUCAUCGGAUCGACUCCCUCAUUUCAUUUGUUGCGCAAAACCCCGUGCGGGCCGUCUCAUCCACCACUCAGACCUGGCUCUCCAAGUGGUACCACGAUAACUCCUUGGUUUUCAUCUCGCACAAUCACGGGGUGUGGGACCGCAAGCCAUCCAAGCGUUACGGAACUCUGCGCCAGUCCCCGAAAACCGAUCUGAACGAAAUGCUUGCCGAUCACAAGGAGGAGGUGUUCCAGUACAUCACUGAUCGGAUUCACGUGGAGACUGACGAGACUGAAGAAGAGGCGGAGGAGGCGGAUACCGAGAUGAACCAGUAA
This is a messenger RNA of Penicillium chermesinum, 2289 nucleotides long. It is a transcript of the gene hdaA, whose product is annotated as histone deacetylase hdaA. The coding region runs from base 1 to 2289 and encodes 762 amino acids. Gene Ontology annotation, molecular function: histone deacetylase activity. NCBI's taxonomy places the organism in Eukaryota, Fungi, Ascomycota, Eurotiomycetes, Eurotiales, Aspergillaceae. Gene Ontology annotation, cellular component: histone deacetylase complex. The transcript has 14 exons. The record is from RefSeq and is a predicted model, not a curated record. Gene Ontology annotation, biological process: chromatin organization.